Molecule: messenger RNA, 1291 nt
Organism: Oryza sativa Japonica Group (Japanese rice)
Lineage: Eukaryota; Viridiplantae; Streptophyta; Magnoliopsida; Poales; Poaceae
Product: tetraspanin-6
Biological process (GO): auxin-activated signaling pathway
Cellular component (GO): plasmodesma; plasma membrane
Source: RefSeq, a predicted model, not a curated record
GCAGAGGCGCAAGUAGCUAGGUAGGUCGAUGUCGAUAUAUGGAGGCCGGAGCACACAAGAAGAGGAGGCUGGAUCAGAUGGGAGCUAUAUAUGUUAAUUAUAUUAUAGCUAGCUGAAUUUGCAAGCACGUACUACAUUGUUAGAUUUGAUCGAUCGGUGAGCAUGUAUAGCCGGCGGGCAGCGGCGGGAGGAGAGCAGCAGCACCUGAGCAACAGGGUGGUGGGAUUGGUGAACCUGGUGACGCUUGUGGCGUCCGUCCCCAUCAUCGGCGCGGGGCUCUGGCUGCAGGCUCACGGCGGGUCAUCGCCGUGCGGGUCCGCGCUGCAGGCGCCGCUGCUGGCCAUCGGGUUCGUGACCCUCCUCGUCUCGCUGGCUGGCUUCCUAGGCGCCUGCUACCACGUCCCCUCGGCGCUGUGGCUGUACCUCGCCGCCAUGCUGCUCCUCGUGCUGGCCCUGCUCGGGAUCACCGUCUUCGGGCUGGCCGUCACCGCGGGAGGGGGCGGCACGCAGGUGGCCGGCAGGCCCUACCGUGAGUUCCGCCUCGCCGACUACUCGUCGUGGCUGCAGCGCCACGUGCGGGCGGAGCGGUACUGGAGGCCGGCGCUGGCCUGCGUGCUGGCUGCCAGGGCCUGCGACACCCUCGCCGCCUGGACGCCCCUCGACUACCUCCGCAAUGACCUCACGCCCGUGCAGUCCGGUUGCUGCAAGCCGCCCACCGCGUGCACCUACUAUGACGAUGCCCAGCAGCAGCAGCAGCAGCCCGACUGCUACCGGUGGAGCAACGCCCCCGGCGUGCUGUGCUACGGGUGCGACUCGUGCAAGGCCGGCGUGCUGGAGCAGCUGCGUCGCCACUGGCACAACGUCACCAUCCUCAACGUCGUCCUCCUCCUGCUUCUCAUCCUCUUCUACUCCUGCGCUUGCUGCGCCUUCCGUAACACUGCCACUGCCACAUCCUCCAAGACGAUCUUCCAUCUCCAUCCGCGCUGGGAGUACCGCUGGUCAAGGUGGUGGCAUGGACGAAGAUAGCUAGCUGCACUGGUGAAACCAAAUUAAGUUUACCUCCUUUGCCUUCAGCAGGAUACUUACAUAAUUUAGGCACACGCGCCGUACCGCUGCUGUAAUUAGUUCUCAACGUUUCUCAGGUUUUUUUUUACCUAAUUAGUUCUCAGUGUCUCAGUUUGUUCAUGUGGAUAUACAUUUACUUAUUUUGUUGAGAGAAAGACAUGCAUGCAUCCAUCUCAACAUUCAUGCAUUUUAGUAUAUCAAUUGCAUGCUUAUGUCUUCUCAAUUC